AAACCAACCACAUAUAUUCUUGAGCUCAAGAAGAACUUGUUCUAUAGAAUAUGAAGAAGAACACCAUUCAUUAAAUCCAAAAACAAGAUACCAAUAAGUAUCUAAAAUACCUUCUUAGCAACCUUUUUUCUUAAGCAAAAAAUAAAAGAUGCCAAUUUCUGGAGCAGGUACUUCAGUGAGAAGAGAGGUUGAAGUUUCUCAUGGGAUCAUGAUUCCAAGCAAUAUGAUUGUAAAUCAUGGAGGGAGGAAAAGGAUCAUUGAAGGGUCAGAAGAAGAUGAAAUGAGGAAGGAGAGAAAAAAAAUUAAAAAUAGAGCAUCUGCUGCUAGAUCUCGAGAAAAGAAAGUGGAGAGGACAAAAUUUCUUGAAGAAAAAGUGGAAGAAUUGAGAGAGGAGAAUGCCCAGAUGGAGAGACUAGUCAAAUUGCUGCAAAUGGAGGAAGAGGAGGAGAAGGAAAUGGAGGCAAUUGCUGCUGAGGAAACUGCAGAAAAGCUGAAUGGUUUGAGGAGGACCAUGAGCGCACCAUGGUGAUGUAAUUGAUCAUCUUCAUGGAUACAUUUUUAUUACAGUUUCUUUUAGUUACAAAAGGGCAUUUUUAUAUUAUGGAACUGCCGUGGAAGUUUUACCGAAUUAUUAAAAAUUAAUACUGUGAAAAUUUUCCUAAUAAUAUAUGAUAAAAAUCAUUACUUAUCA
Molecule: messenger RNA, 691 nt
Organism: Ricinus communis (castor bean)
Lineage: Eukaryota; Viridiplantae; Streptophyta; Magnoliopsida; Malpighiales; Euphorbiaceae
Product: ABSCISIC ACID-INSENSITIVE 5-like protein 5
Exons: 3
Coding region: 149-529 (126 amino acids)
Biological process (GO): positive regulation of DNA-templated transcription
Cellular component (GO): nucleus
Molecular function (GO): DNA-binding transcription factor activity
Source: RefSeq, a predicted model, not a curated record